Messenger RNA from Nematolebias whitei (Rio pearlfish), 768 nucleotides. RefSeq names its product lysosome-associated membrane glycoprotein 3 (gene lamp3). Lineage: Eukaryota; Metazoa; Chordata; Actinopteri; Cyprinodontiformes; Rivulidae. Gene Ontology annotation, cellular component: membrane. The record is from RefSeq and is a predicted model, not a curated record. The transcript has 7 exons. Bases 1 to 768 code for a protein of 255 amino acids.
AUGGUGCACAAGCAUCAGACGAGUGGAUGGUCCGUCUUCUUCUUAGCUGCUUUUAUUCCAGGUUUCCACCUUCUGAGAAAUGACAGCUUCAUCCAGCCGGAGUCCAACUCUGAGCUGUCUUCUGAUGCUCACGUCCAUCAUCCUGUCCUGCAACCCACUGAGACCAUUCCCACACCUGGAACCUACACGGUGGAAGACGGUGAUGGCAGAACGUGCAUAAAAGUCACGAUGGGAGCAGAAUUCAUCAUCAUCGAAAAGAAGACAAGUUGGUAUUUCAACCUGGAGCCGUCUGUGGUUAAAACUCUCGGUUACUGCGACAAAGAAGAAGCUCAUCUUUCUCUAAGGUUGCCAGAUAAUUCUGCCGGUCUGCAGUUCACCUUCAGAAGGGAAAAACAAAACUUUUAUGUUGCUGAACUAACGGCUCACUUGUUUCCUCAUCCAGCUUGCAAUGGAUGCCCCAAUAAAACUUAUUCUGGGUCGAUGACCCACAAGCAGCUUUUCAAAACAGCCAAUGAUCAGAGUUUCAGAUGCCAAUCAGAAUAUCUGCUUUUGGUUUCUUCGGAGCUGAAGAUCAAGCUGGUUCCUCUGCAGAUACAGGCCUUCAGCAUCCCCAGUAGACAGAAUGGUGAAGAAAACGAGUGUUGGGCUGAUUAUAAGAAAAGAGUCAUUCCUUUAAUCACUGGCUCCGUUGUAGUCGGUCUCAUCCUGUGCAUUUUGUUGAGUUUCCUCAUCAUCAGAGAUCACCGCAGAGGAUAUGAAAGGCUGUGA